This is a messenger RNA of Setaria italica (foxtail millet), 2215 nucleotides long. RefSeq names its product beta-amylase. The coding region runs from base 160 to 1923 and encodes 587 amino acids. The transcript is spliced from 5 exons. The record is from RefSeq and is a predicted model, not a curated record. Gene Ontology annotation, molecular function: beta-amylase activity. Gene Ontology annotation, biological process: polysaccharide catabolic process. Lineage: Eukaryota; Viridiplantae; Streptophyta; Magnoliopsida; Poales; Poaceae.
ACCACACCCUUCCCGGACACCAGCAGGCCAAGGCUCUUCUUCCCCUGCUCCACCUUGCCGAAACGGAACAGAUUGGAUUGCGCGCCAACGACGGCCACGCAUAUAGUCCGGCACGCCAAAGCCACCAAGCGUCGAUCGAGAACCGCAGAGUCAGACAUCAUGCUCGGGAGCUCGCCGUCGUCGCAGGUCAAGCCCCAGCAAUGGACGGCAUGCCGGAGCUGCGUGGCGGCGUCAUCCCCUGCGCUUCCUCCGCCACCGGUGGUCGCCGUCGCACGGAGGACGGUUGCCUCCGCUCCUCUCCGCGCCAUUACCGCCGAGUCCGCGGAAACGUCUCCGGUGCAACAGCCUCCGCCAUUGUUCGACGACGAUGAGACGACGAUGCUCGCCAACUACGUCCCGGUCUACGUCAUGCUCCCUCUGGAGGUGGUGACCACCGAGAACGAGCUGGAGGACGCGGCGGGGCUCCGGGCGCAGCUGCGGCGGCUGCGGGCCGCCGGCGUCGACGGCGUCAUGGUGGACGUGUGGUGGGGCAUCGUGGAGGGCGCCGGCCCGGCGCGCUACGAGUGGCGCGCAUACCGGGAGCUGUUCGGGAUCGUGCAGGCCGAGGGGCUCAAGCUGCAGGCCAUUAUGUCGUUCCACGCGUGCGGCGGCAACGUCGGCGACGCCGUCAGCAUCCCGAUCCCGCGGUGGGUGCGGGAGGUCGGCGAGGAAGACCCCGACGUGUUCUACACGAGCCCGAUCGGGGAGAGGAACCGGGAGUACCUCACCAUCGGCGUCGACGACCAGCCCCUGUUCCAUGGCAGGACGGCCAUCCAACUGUACGCCGAUUUCAUGAAGAGCUUCAGGGAGAACAUGGUGGACUUCCUGGACUCUGGCCUGAUCGUCGACAUCGAGGUCGGGCUCGGCCCUGCAGGGGAGCUCAGGUACCCGUCCUACCCGGAGAUCCAGGGCUGGGUGUUCCCCGGCAUCGGGCAGUUCCAGUGCUACGACAAGUACCUGGCGGCGGAUUUCAAGGCGGCGGCGACGGCGGCCGGGCACCCCGAAUGGGAGCUCCCCGUCAACGCCGGGGAGGUCAACGACACGCCGGAGGACACGGGGUUCUUCGCGGCGGAGGUAGGCACCUACCUCACCGAGCAGGGGAGGUUCUUCCUGACGUGGUACUCCAGCCGGCUGCUCGAGCACGGGGACAGGGUCCUGGACGAGGCCAACAGGGCCUUCCUGGGGUGCGAGGUCAAGCUCGCCGCCAAGGUGUCGGGGAUCCACUGGUGGUACAGGCACCCGAGCCACGCCGCGGAGCUCGCCGCCGGCUACUACAACCUCCCCGGCCGCGACGGGUACGGCCCGAUCGCGCGCGUCCUCGCACGGCACGACGGCGCGAUACUGAACUUCACCUGCGCGGAGAUGCGGGACUCGGAGCAGCCCAAGGCGGCCAUGAGCGCGCCCGAGGAGCUCGUGCGGCAGGCGCUGAGCGCCGGGUGGAGGGAGGGGAUCGAGGUGGCGUGCGAGAACGCGCUGACCCGGUACGACCGGAGCGGGUACAACCAGAUGCUCCGCAACGCGCGGCCCAACGGCGUCCGGCGCCCCGGUGGCGGCGCCGGCGAGCCGCCGACGCGAAGGGUCGCGGCGGUGACGUACCUCCGGCUGUCGGACGAGCUCCUGGCGGGCAACAACUUCCGGGUCUUCAGGACCUUCGUCAGGAAGAUGCACGCCGACCUGGAUUACUGUCCGGAUCCGGCCCGGUACGGCAGGCCCAUGAGGCCUCUGGAGCGGUCGUCGCCGGAGAUACCCAUGGAGCGGCUGCUGGAGGCCACGGCGCCGGCGCCGGCGCUCCCGUUCGACCCGGAGACCGACAUGAGCGUCGGCGGCGGGCUCGCGGAGGCCAUCGACUGGGUGCUCGGCAAGAUCGAGUGGAUAUUCGGGUAGGAUACUAGGAUCAGAUUAAACUCAGAGGCCACCUCCUCCAUCCCUCUUGUCAGCACUGUUGGGCACGGUCCGUUGAACUUGUCCCCAGCAUGACAUGGCCGGACAGCCGGUGACGCAGAUUGUACACGCUUCCUGCUCGAUCGAUGCACCGGAAGACCAGAAAUGUGAUACUGACGAGAACUGUGUUUUGGAAACAAAAUUCCAUGGUCUCGAAAAAAGAAGUACAACUGGGAGAAAGGAUGAGAUGGUGAUUUUCCAUCGCAGAUAAUUCACGGAAACUAUGUUUUGGAAA